AAAUGGAGAGAGAGAAUUCAAAAGUUGGGCACACGUCCCCAUGGAUAACGACGCCUUCCAAUUUCCAUACGUCUUUCUUGUUCUUAUUUUGCUUUACUCUCUCUAUCUCUCUACAGAUCAUUUUCACAGAUUUUCUUUCUCCUAUGGCUCCUAUUUCCUCCGAUUCUGUCAACCUCCGAGAUGUUUGUAUUGUGGGUGUUGCUCGUACGCCAAUGGGUGGCUUCCUUGGUUCACUUUCAUCUUUCUCGGCUACCCAACUCGGUUCUAUAGCGAUUGAAUGUGCCCUUAAGAGGGCUAAUGUUGAUCCGUCUAUUGUGCAAGAGGUAUUCUUUGGAAAUGUCCUCGGUGCAAAUUUAGGGCAAGCUCCUGCUAGGCAGGCUGCUUUGGGUGCUGGUAUACCAAACUCUGUUAUUUGCACCACUAUUAAUAAAGUCUGUGCAUCUGGCAUGAAAGCUACUAUGAUUGCAGCGCACACGAUUCAGUUAGGAAUAAAUGAUGUUGUUGUUUCUGGUGGUAUGGAGAGUAUGUCUAAUGCGCCCAAAUAUCUCCAAGAAGUAAGAAAAGGGUCUCGAUUUGGAAAUGAUACUGUUGUAGAUGGUAUGCUUAAAGAUGGUCUUUGGGAUGCAUACAACGACUUUCCCAUGGGUGCUUGUGCUGAGAUAUGUGCCAGCCAGUAUUCCAUUACAAGAGAAGAGCAGGAUGCAUAUGCUAUUAAGAGCUUUGAGCGAGGACUUGCUGCACAAAAUAAUGGUUUAUUAUCCUGGGAAAUAGUUCCGGUUAAGGUUCCUUCCGUAAGAGGGAAGCCAUCUUCAACUUUUGACAAGGACGAAAGCUUGAGACAUUUUGAUGCUGCAAAACUAAAAAAGCUCAGGCCAAGUUUUAAAAAGGAUGGUGGUACUGUUACUGCUGGCAAUGCUUCUAUCAUAAGUGAUGGUGCUGCUGCUUUAGUGCUGGUGAGUGGGAAGAAGGCACUUGAACUCGGAUUAGAAGCAAUUGCUGUGAUUAAAGGAUAUGCUGAUGCUGCUCAGGCACCUGAAUUAUUUACAACGGCUCCUGCCCUUGCUAUUCCGAAAGCUAUCUCGAAUGCUUGUUUACAUGCCUCUCAAAUUGAUUAUUAUGAAAUUAAUGAAGCCUUUUCCGUUGUGGCUCUUGCCAAUCAGAAGAUUCUUGGUCUUGAUCCUGAUAGAGUUAAUGCUCACGGGGGAGCUGUAUCUUUGGGACACCCAUUGGGCUGUAGUGGAGCUCGGAUUUUGGUCACCUUGUUAGGGGUACUGAGACAGAGAAAUGGGAAGUACGGGGUUGGUGCUGUCUGCAAUGGUGGUGGAGGAGCAUCUGCCCUUGUAGUUGAACUCAUGCCUGGGGCUAGAGUUCGACAUUCCAAGCUGUGAUCAAAAUUAGUGUUCUCUAGAGGCAUUGGGCUGCUUGGUAUUUUACUUCUCCUGUUCUACACCCCAAAGAGGACUACCUAUUUAGUGUAUCAUAUGUAAUACAGCAAAUUUAGGUGUGUUUCCAUAUAAUAAAUGAUCACUUCUCUUCUUUUUGCUACAUUGCUUCUCUAUUAUUUAGUGUUUAAAAAAUCUUUUCCAUCAUUAAGUUCAAAAGGCAAGAGAUGUAUGUAAAACCGUGCAAGCCCAAAUGGGAAACAGAAAAAAGAGAAAAAGAAAAUAUAUAAAUAAAGUUUGUUCGGUAGAAAAUUUGAAUA
Messenger RNA from Cucumis melo (muskmelon), 1702 nucleotides. RefSeq names its product acetyl-CoA acetyltransferase, cytosolic 1. Bases 3 to 1388 code for a protein of 461 amino acids. Gene Ontology annotation, biological process: fatty acid beta-oxidation. Lineage: Eukaryota; Viridiplantae; Streptophyta; Magnoliopsida; Cucurbitales; Cucurbitaceae. The record is from RefSeq and is a predicted model, not a curated record. Gene Ontology annotation, molecular function: acetyl-CoA C-acetyltransferase activity. The transcript is spliced from 15 exons.